Salvelinus fontinalis (brook trout) is the source of this 4423-nucleotide messenger RNA. Its product is annotated as calcium-binding protein 39-like. Gene Ontology annotation, biological process: intracellular signal transduction. The transcript is spliced from 8 exons. The coding region runs from base 274 to 1305 and encodes 343 amino acids. Gene Ontology annotation, molecular function: protein serine/threonine kinase activator activity. The record is from RefSeq and is a predicted model, not a curated record. Lineage: Eukaryota; Metazoa; Chordata; Actinopteri; Salmoniformes; Salmonidae.
CAUAACAUGCACGCCCUCUUCUCCAGAACGAGGAGUUAGGGGAAAUUAAGUUGUUUGACAACAACUAGCCAGUAGAAAUACUGUUUAGAUCACGGGAAAAUAAUUUUCACGAUAGUGAUUUAGUUCGUUAUUAGGUGUGGUGUAUAGGUUUAGUAUAAGUAUUACACUUCCCACAGGAUAUUUUGUAAACAUUUCGAAGUUACCUUCUGAGCUUGGGAAAGCGGCGCAUUUUUCCCCGUUCUACAUCCAGACUCAACUCAUCACCUUCUCAUCAUGCCUUUCCCCUUCGGGAAGUCUCAGAAGAGCCCAGCAGAGAUUGUGAAGAGUCUGAAGGAGAACGUGGCUUACUUGGAAAAGCUGGAUGCGGCAGAAAGCAAAAAAUGUGAAAAGGUUGCAGAAGAGGUGUCUAAGAACCUGUCAUCGCUGAAAGAGGUGCUGUGUGGUACAGGAGACAAGGAGCCUCAAACGGAGGCAGUUGCCCAACUGGCCCAGGAGCUCUACAACACCAACCUCCUCAUUGCUCUCAUUGCAAACCUGCAAAGGAUUGAUUUUGAGGGAAAGAAGGAUGUGGUCCAGCUGUUCAGCAACAUUGUACGGCGUCAGAUUGGCACCCGUACGCCCACGGUUGAGUAUAUCUCCUCACACCCGCAGAUCCUCUUCAUGCUGCUGAAAGGGUACGAGAGUGCGGAAGUGGCUCUGAACUGUGGGAUGAUGCUAAGGGAGUGCCUGCGUCAUGAGCCCCUGGCGCGCAGCGUUCUUUUCUCUGAGGACUUCUACUGCUUCUUUCGCUACGUAGAGCUGUCCACCUUCGACAUCGCCUCAGAUGCUUUCGCUUCAUUCAAGGAUCUUCUCACGAGACAUAAGAUUAUGUGUGCAGAUUUUCUGGAGACCAAUUAUGACAGGGUGUUUACAGAAUAUGAGAAGCUCCUGCAUUCCGAGAAUUAUGUCACCAAACGGCAGUCCCUGAAGCUCCUGGGAGAGCUUCUUCUGGACAGACAUAACUUCACUGUGAUGACCAAGUACAUCAGUCGUGCAGAGAACUUGAAGAUGAUGAUGAACAUGCUGCGAGACAACAGCCGCAACAUCCAGUUUGAGGCCUUCCAUGUCUUCAAGGUGUUUGUGGCCAACCCCAACAAGACUCAGCCUGUGCUGGACAUCCUGCUGAAGAACCAGGCCAAGCUGGUGGAAUUCCUGAGCCACUUCCAGACGGAUCGCUCUGAGGACGAGCAGUUCUGUGACGAGAAGAACUACCUGAUCAAGCAGAUCCGCGACCUGAAGAGGCCCCCGCCACCAGAGGAGGCGUGAGGGGACAGGCAAGGGGGACGCCAGUUCAGAGGGAGAGAGUGAGAAUGAUGGUGAGAGCGAGGGAGGGUGUCAUGCUUGACUAGAAUCUAUUACUCUUCCCUUCUCUUAACUUCAAACAUAGGAAAAUAUAUAUUGUACAAACUCCCUCCUCGUCCCUUUUUAUGUUUCUAAUGCUCAUGUGGGAGCGGAGGUCAUUUUUAAGGCACACACAACAAGAGUGACCCAAGAACAGUUAUUUAAACCAUAGAGCUAUUUCAGCCAAUUCGUAUGAAUCAAUGCACUUUGUCAGAUGAUGUUAUAUUGGACCUUAAACACGCCAUUAUUCUCUUAAGCACAGUAGCACACCUGAGCAAUUUCCUGGGAAAUUAGGAUACGUGGUCAACAUAAAACGGAAUAAACUCUCUGUCAACAGGCAAAGUCUCACCAAACUUUACAGGAAAUGUCAAAUAAAUUUGCAAGCUUUUAAAAGGCGAUGUCCUAUUUGAUAUUUUAGGACCUAGAAUUUUUAAAUCAAGAUAUUCUUUUGCUGGCGUUAUUCUAUAAUAGUUAACAUUUUAUUUUGUAACUAACACCACACUUAACAAAUUCCAUAAUAUCUUGGUUUAUUGCUUUAUUUAAGAGCUCUUUUAAUAUGUGGAUGACCUUAGUGGUAUUAUUCUUUGCUUGGGAUAGACAUUUGGGGCGAAGUAGGUCAUUGUAAUCUUUAGUUGAUAACUACGUAAUUAUCUUCAGUCCAGCUCCUAACAGCACACAAAGGGACAAUGGAAAGCUCAAAGAUGCGAGUCCUCUGCAUCAGUUGUCCUAAUCGAAUCCAUCAGAGAUGGCAGUAAAAAAAAAUCUGAAACAUGAAUCGAUGAGAUUUGUGAGGUAGGAGCCAGGCUAGUAGACUAAAAUAGACUGUCAGAUAACGCUGCAGGGUGACCAUAGGCAGCCAUCCAUUCUUUGCUCUGAUUGAUCCCAAUGUUGGCACUCUCUUUUUCCCCCGCCCGGACGCUCGCUAGUUUUCAUAUGCAGUUAGGAACUGGUGUGAGAUAGGAAGAUGUUUUUUCGUUCAGAAAUGAUCACUUAAUAAUAUUGCUUUGCAGACAACUGAUAAGAUGUAUCCUCCCAAUAAUAUUACUAACACAUAAUAUCUUAUCGGACAAGAAUAAUGCAACACAAAGGUAACACUGUAAUGUUGCAGUGCAGCAGAACCUGCUCGAGCUCUGAUACUCCUAAGAUGCUAGUAAGCGUGGGCUUCCAUGAGCUGUAUGCUGUAUUUCAGGCCUCACUCUCAUGCAGUUAGACGCACUGGUCAGGAAGCCAUUGCAGAGGCCUGUGAUUGGACCCUUUUCCCCCCAAUUUUCACCUAAAUGACAUACCCAAAUCUAACCGCCUGUAGCGCAGGACCUGAAGCAAGGAUAUGCAUAUUCUUGAUACCAUUUGAAAGGAAACACUUUGAAGUUUGUGGAAAUGUGAAAUUAAUGUCGGAGAAUAACACGUUUAGAUCUGGUAGAAGAUAAUACAAAGAAAAAAAACAUGCGUUUUUGUUCCAUCUUUGAAAUGCAAGAGAAAGGCCAUAAUGUACUAUUCCAGGUUAGGCACCAUUUAGAUUGUGGCCACUAGAUGGCAGCUGUGUAUGUGAAAAGUUUUAGACGGAUUCAAUGAACCAUUGCAUUUCUGUUCAAAAUGUUGUAGCAAGACUGCCCAAAUGUGCCUAAUUGGUUUAUUAAUACAUUUUCAAGUUCAUAACUGUGCACUCUCCUCAAACAAUAGCAUGGUAUUCAUUCAAGAAUGUUAACUUUCUGCCCAUAUCAGAUAUGUCUACUGUAUGUCCUGGGAAAUGUUCUUGUUACUUACCUCAUGCUAAUCACAUUAGCCUACGUUAGCUCAACCGUCCCGUGUGGGGGGGACACUGAACCCGUAGAGGUUAAACAUAUUAAAUGUUCCACAUAAUAACCUGCAUUGUCAAACUUGAAUGAGCCAAUUGGGAUGAUUUAUGUUGAAUCCAAAGCACCUAAUUGGCCACAUUCUCUUAAUGGGGGUUCGCCGCUAUCAAUAAUUACUUUGUAUAUUGUCCAGAUGAACAAAAAAAAGAGUAUCUUGAAAUGACAGCAUUUUUGCCUUACCUGGUGUCACUUAAAUUGCAUAAUAACAGAUUACAAAAAUAUAUGGUGUCUGUUUUGCACAACUCUAGUAUAUACCUCAUGGGGUUUUGAGUUCAUACGGGCUGUGUUCUCUACUUUCCUUGACAAGAUAUUUGAUUUGAUAUUUUGGAUAAACAGCAUUGGUUUGUAUUAUGCAUGCUAAAUAAAUCAAUGUUUUUGUUUGAACUUAAGCAGGGAGUGGCACCUGGUUUUCUCUUAGGGGAAAGACUUCAACUAAAUGUAUUUGUUGGGUGCCUCAUGUCAAUUCAUAAUGAAUUACAGGAUUGGCCCCACAAAAGUAUGAAUGUUGCCUUACUUUCAGAAUUUUUAUUUGAUUGUUAAGACCAUGUAUGUGCUCAAUUUUCUUAACCAAAGGUAAUUUGAGGUGGAAAAUAAUGCAUUUCAAGUCCCAAACAUAACGCCAACUUCACAGGCCCAGAUUAAAUUCAUUUUAAUUGGUAAUUAAUUGCAAAUGUGAUUUCAUGAAUCUAGAUAAACCUUGAAUGGAGUACUUCUGGACUAGAGACGGUAUUCUAGGACUUUUGGAAAAAGUGAAAUUUAGUACUGUAGGCUUAAUCUAGGUCACUAUAAUCAGCCCACAUACUAUUAUUUAUUGGAAUUUCAGAUCACCUGUUUUGUGAUACACCAAGCAUUAAUCAAAAUGUUUUAUCACAACUUCAAACUGAAUAAUUUCUUAGAGGAAAUCAAAUAUAAAGCUAAAUGUUUUAGAUCAUUUUCAGACCUCUGGUUACUUGGCUAGUAUAAUAACUCAAUGGCAAUAUUAUAAAAUUCUCAAGGCUAAAUAAUUGUUGGGUGAUUUCAGAAUUUUCCUUUUGAACUGUAAAAUGUUUAUGCUUUACUGUUUUCACCCUGUUUCCCAUAGGCUUUGUGUAUCUGAUUGAUUUAUUUUUACUGUGGGAAAAGAUUAAAUGUGUACAUAGCUUUAUUUUAAAAGGUGAAUGUGUGGAAACAUAUAAAAUUUUAAGACACCA